Molecule: messenger RNA, 2765 nt
Organism: Dryobates pubescens (Downy woodpecker)
Lineage: Eukaryota; Metazoa; Chordata; Aves; Piciformes; Picidae
Gene: GABARAPL1
Product: GABA type A receptor associated protein like 1
Exons: 4
Coding region: 75-428 (117 amino acids)
Biological process (GO): autophagosome assembly; autophagy of mitochondrion; macroautophagy
Cellular component (GO): autophagosome; autophagosome membrane; cytosol
Molecular function (GO): GABA receptor binding; ubiquitin protein ligase binding
Source: RefSeq, a predicted model, not a curated record
GGCUGCCGUCUCCGGCCGGCAGCGGGAGGGAGCCGCGGCAGCCAUUCGCCGAGGGACGCUGACAGCCCGGCAGCAUGAAAUUCCAGUACAAGGAAGACCACCCGUUCGAGUACAGGAAAAAAGAAGGGGAGAAAAUCAGGAAGAAAUAUCCCGACAGAGUCCCUGUAAUUGUGGAAAAAGCACCAAAAGCCAGAGUACCUGACCUAGACAAAAGGAAGUAUCUUGUGCCUUCUGACCUCACAGUUGGCCAAUUCUACUUCCUAAUCCGAAAACGGAUCCACCUGAGGCCAGAAGAUGCCCUCUUCUUCUUUGUCAAUAACACCAUCCCUCCCACCAGUGCCACUAUGGGCCAGCUCUAUGAGGACAACCAUGAGGAAGACUAUUUUCUCUACGUGGCCUACAGCGACGAGAGCGUCUACGGCAAGUGAGCAGCAGCCCCUCAGGCAGACAGGGGAGAUGGACUGUUGGAAUGGAUCUGGGGGGGGAAGUGUUGGAGAGGAGGAAGAAGGAUGCCUGAGAAGAGGGGAAGAGAACUGGAAGUGAACCACAUGCACAAUGCCAUCACCUUCCAUGCAUUAAUUGUAACCAUUCUUUUUUCAAUUGAGGGGAGGGGGGGUGGGGGUCAGUGUAUGAAAGGGUGAACUGAAAGGCCAAGGAGGGGUUCAGUGCUGAGGGAUGGGGAGACUCCACUCUUAAGAGUUCUUCUGUUGCCCAGCUGAAAGUAACCCAGUCCUGGAGGCUGCUAGACAAACCAGUAUGGUGGAGCUCCAGGAGAGUUACUGGGCAGGAUGGCCCUUUUUGUGCAACUCUUUCAUUGGCUGAAGAAGGCAUGCCACGUAUUGUACGCUGUCCUUGUCACAUCCUGCCCAUGGCACAGGCUGCACUCCUGUGAGCACUCAGUGAGCUGUGAAAUCCUUCCCUUUGGCUGUCACACGAGGCCCUCCUCUGCCGACGGUCCUCGCUCCCAGCUGCUACCUGCGAAGCGUUCCCAGAGUUUUGUGUUUCCCAUCACUUCCAUCAGUAUUAGAAGGGCUAACUCAGAGGGCUGGGAACUCCUCAGCUGUGAGAUGUGAAGGUUGGAGAAAAGAAGGAAGUAUUUAUUUUGUUUUCCUUGUUGCUUUAAUUGCAAGUGCUGGACGGAAAAAUCCCGAGACGACCCCUUAGUUCUUUUGAGUGGAGCCAAGUGCAAAGGGCUUGAGGGCCUCAAGAGAGUGACUGCCCACUGCAGCUUUCAGGCAGGACUCAGUAUACAAAACAUGUCCACCGUGGCUGCUCAGCAAACUUCUUGUUAGUGAGCUUCACCCAGGCAGAUCCUGGAGGCUGCUGAGAUUGUCUGGUUGGUUCCUAGCUAGCCUACAAGUGAGAGCGCAAUUCUGGCUACCUAACUUUAGUCUCCCUUGCUGUGCAAUAAGGCAGCUAACUACUAAUGGUCUUGUUAUUGGAGAACCCAGAAAAUGACCUGGCAGUGUUGUCCUUGUACCAGUCUCCUGCACAUUUGGAUGUGGCAGAAGUCCUGUGGGUUUGGCCCUCCCUUCCACACCUCCUCCUUGUACAGCCUUUGCACCACGUGCACGAGUGGAAGGAAUCGGUUGCUCCUCUGUGUGUACAGCAGUGCAGCUCUUGGCCACAAGAGAGCUGCUUCUAGACUGGAAUGGGAAGGGCAAUAGAUACUCUGUAGACUUGGAAAAUGAUAGCAUUUAAAGCCAUUGUUGUUUGUAGAUGCCAGAUAGAUGCUGUCCUGUGCAGGCCUUACGCUGUCAUGCCAAAGCAGUUUCUUCCCAGUGACACAAAAAGCAGAUUUCCCCCUAACUGGUACAACUCUGGUGAAAGGAAGGACUUUGGGAAGUGAGCUGACUUUCAGGAGAAUUCAGGGGUUUUAAUCUACAAAUCAGAGAACUGGACCUGAAUUACUGUAAACAUUCCUACCUUUAAGAGAGGGACCAAAGGGAGGAAAAGACAAGAAGGCUGGAAGAAGACAGACGGAUUCCAACAUAACUUGGAAGGUGUUUGCUCUAUUUACAUGAAGUUAGAACCCAGUUCUCUGCAUUCCCCAGGAAGGAGAAAGUAAGAUGAGUGUUCCUCUCACUAGGGAAGGCAGGAAAUCAGGUUUCAGCCUUCUCUGACAGUUGUUCCACAGAGGUACCUGGGGCAAAAGAGCAGGCUAGGAGUGUGAAGUGGGGGCCAUGAGCAGAGCUGUGUGAAGGUCAGGAAAGGCAGUGUAGUAGGGCAGAAGGGGCACUGCCUACAGGGUAGGGGAAGUGGCAGAAGAGUGGAAGAGAAGGGAAGGGCCCACAAAUGAUGUAGACAGAGUGGUUGUAACAGGCAGAUGGAAAGUGGGGGGAGAAAAAGAUGAAGUGUGUGGGUUAGUAAGCCCAGAUUUUUCAGCCUGGCCUUCAGGUUUGCUCUCCCAUCAUGUUUUCAUCUGGAAUAAAUGUGUUAGGGUGAGUUGUAUCUACUGCCAACUCAGAUCACCUCAGCUUCUAACUGCAGUGCUCAGUCCUCUCUUUUGGUCCACUCUGCUCCAGUUACCAGGCUCUUUUUGCAUCCUCUGGCUGCAAAGCUGCAUCAGUCUCUUGACUGAGGAAACUCUGAAUGUUCUGAAGCAGAGUACAAACCCAGAAGACUUUCUAGUGUAGAACAGAAGCCAUGGGCAGGUGGUGUGCACCUCCCUGCUGCUGUCCCACUUGCUCACUUGUGUGCUGCCAAGACUUGGCUUUGUGGCGUCUCGAAUGAGCCUGUGCUGAGGCACACUCAGGGGAGGAGGU